AUGGCCAGUAGCAGUAAUAAUAAUUGUAUUCUCACCACAUCGGAUGAUGGUGACUCUAUCUAUUUUGUCUCAUCACGGGAUAAGCAACAUACACUCAAGCAAUUACAAACGAGUACGGAACAUUUUCAAAAGAAGGAAUACAAAGUAGCCAUUGAAAUAUUGGAGAAGUGUGUUCAGAUACCCUCGGAUACAUUGAUCACUGUUUCAGGGUGUGAUUUCAAUGAUGGAGAAUGUAUCAAGGGAAUAGCUGAACAAGCUGAUAAACAAAUUGUUGAAUUAAUUGGAAAGAUGUUUAUCACUAAAGGACUUUGCUAUUUUAAUUCGACAAUUGUUGCUGAGAGUGAUGAAAAGAAGGAUCUGUAUUUUACUAAAGCACUGCAAGAUUUUGCUGCAGUUGCCAGACACUACAAACUGUACAAACAAUUGUAUUAUUAUGAUAAUCAACAAUCACUCUUGCAAGAUAUCGAUGGCUUGUAUGUAUUUGUUACAACUAUGAAGUCGUACUUCCUUGAGGGAAGAUGUCUUCAACAAUUGAGGGGAUAUCAAGUGGACGGAAUUUCAUCUCUGGAGAAGGCAGUCAUUGCAUUUAGUGAGGCAAUUCAAAUGGCCGAGUAUUUGAAGAGUAAUUCAUCAGGGGUGGCCAGUGAGAAGGUUUGUCUCUCUGCUCUCGAACAAUUGCCACAAUAUUAUCUCAAUAGAGCCCUCUCUCAUAAUGAUAUCAAUUCUUACAGACCAGCAGAGGCCGAUUUUACGAGUUACAUCUCACUGAUUGGUAAUACUAACGAUAAAGAAAGAAAAUCUACAUUAUUCAUGAUUGCUUAUCAUAAUAGAGGAAUUUCACUUUCCUACAUGCAAAAGUACGUGGAGGCAAUUGAGGAUUUCACAAAAUCAAUUGAACAUUACCAGGAAAUUCCACAAAAUAGUCCAGACAAGAAACAACAAUUUGAUAGCUUUUUAGAAACUCACUCCAAAAGGGCUAAAGCAAUUCAUAGAUUCAUUGUGGAUCAUGUACACGACUGCAGAGAUAAUAACGACAAAGCAAUGAUGGACAAGAUUUUGAAACUCAAAACUCUUGCAUGUGAAGAUUUUGAAUUUGUAAGCAAACACAAGCCUAAUAGUGUUUAUAAUAAUCAUUUCAACACGAGCCAAAUUUUGAAUAUGGUGGCAACCAUUCUCUCCCCAAUAUUACCAAAGGAAGUUCAAUUUGAGCUUUACUCUCAAUCUAUUCCACACUUGAGAGAAUGCAUCAAACAGGGAAAUAACUACAAGACAAGUUUGGAUCUUGCUAAAGCAUUGUCAAAAACUGGAACUGGUCAAAAUGAAGAAAUUCUCGAUUUGUAUAAUAGAGCUGUGAAAUUAUUGGAUGUUGAAUCAAGCAAAAAAGUUUCUGGAGAGCAGAAGGCAAAUAUAUUCUUUGAGAGAGGAGUUUUGUACAACAAAAUGGAAAGAGUAGAACAAGCCAUUAUGGACUUUACUACUUCUAUUGAUUUACAUCAACAGUUUUUGGAAGCUUACUUUAAUAGAGCCAUUCUUUAUUAUACUAAAAGUAGAAAUACAAUUUUAGCUAUUAAGGAUUUGGAAAAAGUUAUUGAAAUCGAUCCUAAAGAUACCACUGCCUUGAUAGAACUGGCAGUUUUAUUGGCCUCUAAUGGUCAAGUUGAGGAAGGUACCAAGAGAUUGAAUCAAACCUUAGAAUGUGACCCAAACAAUGAAACAGCUCACAAAUAUUUGAAAAUUCUCCAAGAAAAUGAAUCUCCUCUUCCCUCCAAUGAUAUUUUCGAGAUUAGAGAAGAUCAUGUCGAGGAAGUGCCUUUCACUAUUCGUCAAGUUCAAAGACCCACUUCUGACAACUUUGGAUUCAAACUCUUCAAAAAGAAGACUAAGGAGGUUGAUCCUGAAGAACAACUGAAGCAGUCAGUACCUCCACCAAAAACAAGAUCUACCAAUUCAAUGUUUUUGGACAACUCUCUUCCACCAAUAACCAGUUCCAUUCUAGGAGCUGGAACUAGAGCAGAUUUUGAUCUUCCACCUCACAUUGUAAAUUUGGAUACAGAUCUUGUCUGGUUACGUCCUUCACAAAUAACUGGUGUAACCAAGCCAGCACUUUUUGUCGAUGGUUCCAAUUAUAAGGAUGUCAUUCAAGGUUCUCUUGGUAAUUGUUGGAUGCUUAGUGCAAUGGCCAUUGUUGCUUCUCAUGAUUUUGUAAUGAAAAAGGUUGUUGUUGAAUCAAAAACAAACUCUGCAAUUGGAAAAUACACAUUUUGCCUUUUCAAGGAGGGACGGAAUAAGGAAAUUACUAUUGAUGACUUGAUUCCUUGUGAUGUAACUACAAAUUCGUAUGUGUUCUCCAGAUCAGCAGAUCCCAACGAGUUGUGGGUGCCACUGUUGGAGAAGGCUUACGCAGCUCUCUAUGGAAAUUAUUUCUCCUUGAAGGGAGGUCAUUUGAAAGAUGCUCUCGUUGAUCUUACUGGUGGUAUUUCAUUUUCAUAUGAUAUUGACCCAAAAAAGAUUGAGGAAGUGUGGCAAUACCUUUCGUGCCUACCAAAGCAAAACAGCUCAAGUAGCUCCUUCAAAUUGAUGGGUGCAAGAUCCGAGACAUCAGCUUCUGACUAUACUGGUAUUAUCAAUUUCCAUGCCUAUGCUAUUUUGGAUGCUAUAGAGUUCCCUCCACAUUUAACCAAUAGUCAGAGAGUAAGAUUAAUCAAAAUGAAAAAUCCUUGGGCUAACGGAAUUGAAUGGAAGGGAGAGUGGUCAGAUUAUUGCCCUCGCUGGAGUCCAGAGCUUAGAAAAUAUGUAGGAAAUGACUUUAAUUCUCAAGAUGGUAUUUUUUACAUGUCAUUGGAAUAUUUUGUUGUCCAAUGGAAUAUGAUUGAAGGUGUGGAAAUUUUCGUAAAUGGAAAAUGGAAUGAAUUCUUAGCGACUGGAAGAUUUGAUUCAAAUAUUAGAAGCGAUAACAAUUGGAUGUUAGAUGUUUUGGAAGAAACCCAAUUCUUUAUUGAAAACCCAUAUGAAAAUAAUCGUUUGGUAAUUUCACUCACUCAGUUGGACACCAGAUAUGUUCACGAUUCAAAGGAUGAUGAUUCAUGUAUUGCAGUUCAUUUGAUUAGAGUUGAUCAGCCAUCCCCAUCUAGAUUGAUCAAGAUCAACAAGAAGGAUAUCAUAGUUCAAGGUGAUUACAAAUACGACAGAGAAAUAGUCGUUGAUUGUUGUCUUCCAUCAGGUUCCUACGUUGCCAUACCUCACGAAUAUUUUACUACCAAUUGUAAAAAUACUGAACUGGGAGCAUAUACCAUUAGAAUUUUAUCAGAAAGUAAGGUAAAGGUCACUACGAUCAAUCCUUAA
Naegleria gruberi is the source of this 3342-nucleotide messenger RNA. RefSeq lists its product as uncharacterized. Gene Ontology annotation, molecular function: protein binding; calcium-dependent cysteine-type endopeptidase activity. Gene Ontology annotation, cellular component: cytoplasm. The transcript has a single exon. Gene Ontology annotation, biological process: proteolysis. NCBI's taxonomy places the organism in Eukaryota, Heterolobosea, Eutetramitea, Acrasida, Naegleriidae. The record is from RefSeq and is a predicted model, not a curated record. Bases 1 to 3342 code for a protein of 1113 amino acids.